AUGGCCGACUGCCCGCAUACGAUAGGUGUUGAAUUUGGCACACGCAUUAUCGAAGUGAGCGGGCAAAAAAUCAAACUACAAAUUUGGGAUACUGCUGGCCAGGAAAGAUUUCGAGCAGUAACUCGUUCGUAUUAUCGAGGCGCCGCUGGUGCAUUGAUGGUAUAUGAUAUCACCAGACGGUCAACGUAUAAUCAUUUGAGCAGUUGGCUUACAGAUGCCAGGAAUCUUACUCAUCCAAAUACGGUGAUAUUUUUGAUUGGCAAUAAGAGUGAUCUGGAUGGUCAGCGAGAUGUUACAUAUGAAGAAGCAAAAGCAUUUGCUGACGAAAAUGGCCUGACUUUCCUGGAAUGUUCCGCGAAAACGUAUAUUCAUUCUUUUUUUUUUUUUUGUAUUUGCCAGUCGAGCUUAUAUCGUCUUGCUCUGUGCUUUUAUGUCUUUUCUCUCCAGCCGCUUGAACUAAUUUCAGCGAAUUUGAACGUUUCAUACUGCAGUGCAGACUUAUCUUUAGAAUCUUUCUUAAAUUGUAUACAUCGCCUGGUUUUGCUUCGAAACACUAUGUAUUGGUUUUGUAUUUUAGUUCAGUGCAUGUCGUGUGAGUGCUGUUGGUUUCUUGAAAUAACAGUCCUUUUUCGAGUUAUAAUUUAG
This is a messenger RNA of Gongylonema pulchrum, 645 nucleotides long. Lineage: Eukaryota; Metazoa; Nematoda; Chromadorea; Rhabditida; Gongylonematidae. The record is from the annotation of a GenBank genome assembly.